AUGGCGCUCUCGGCGAAGCCCGAGGCCGCGCGGGGCCGCCGCGCGCCGCCGCUGGCGCGCCCGGCCGCCUGGCUGCUGGCGCUGCCGCCGCUGCUGCUGUGGCCCGCCGCUGGGCCAGGCGCGCGCCCGUUCGCGGGCGGGGCGCGGGGCGGCGCCUGGCCGCAGCGGCCCGGCCACCAGCGAGCGGCGAGGUGGUGCGGGACGUGCCGUGGCAGCGGGCAGGCUGUUGGACUUAUCCAGACACUGCUGCGGAUCCUCCCUCCCAUGCAGUACGACGACCCCGGGUGGCUGAACCUGGCCAUAAGCGCCUACCUCGACGACGAGUGGACGGAGCAGGCGGUGCACCAGCGCAUCGGGGAGGCGGUGGGCGCCAUCUACAAGCAGGCCCGUGCUUCCGGGGACGACGACCUCAUGACCAUCCUCGCGGCGAUCGCCUUCGGGCUCAAGGAGGUGUGGGGCACGGGCCGGUUCGACGAGGCGUUCGAGGGGCCCGUCGAGAUCGCCAACCGCGCGGCGGAGAUGCUGAUGCUCCGGGCGGGCUACACGGUCUGGAGCGGGGGGAGGAGCCACACCGAGCUGCACGAAAGCAUUUUGCGCCACAUGGACAGGUACGGCAAGGCACCCUGCGCCCCAGUCCUGCAUUGCCCCGCUGUGCCGGCGACCACUUGCGUCUGUGAGACGCCGUCGCCGCUGGCAGUGGCCGGCGGGGUGACGGUGUUGACGCUGCUGGUCGUCGCCGCGUACGUGCUCGGUGCCGUGUGGGGGUUCCCGACCGUCGAACGGCGCUCGGCGUCCGAGGCUGGACCGACAGUCGUGGUGAAGGAGGCGGUCCCGUUGCUUGAGGAGCAAGCUCGGGCGCAGCUGUCCUUCGUGCGGUGCCUGAAGAUGAACACGUCGUCGGGGGGCAAGCUGGCGGACCUCGAGUUCGGGCAGGGCGAGGAGGUCUACGCCGCGCAGGCGGACCUGGCGAACUACUUCUACCACCUCGCGAUCGAGGGGGAGCUGUCCGAGUACUUCGCCCUCCCCGCGGUCGACGUGUCCUUGCUGAGGGCCACGCGCAGGGCAGUGGCGCCCAAGGCCAAGGCGGGCGCCAAGGCCAGUGCCGAGGCGGAGCCCAAGCAGUCGGCGGCGGCCGCGGAGGCGCCCUGGGUGCACGGCGGCGGCAAGCCUCGGCGGGUGCGUUUCCGCGAGGCGGAGGUCGUCGAGAUCAAGGAGGACGACGAGGCCGACCAGCUGGCAGCAGCGCUGCGGCUGCUGGAGGAGCGCGGAGUCCAGCUUGAUGAGGAGGCGCAGAAGAAGCUGGGAGUCGGCAGGCAGGCCGACCCAAGCAAGGCAGGCCCAGAGGCGCCCAAGUCGCACCACGCCACGGUGCAGAGCGCCAUGUGGAAGGUCAAGAACACGGCGGGCAAGCUCGAGAGGUCUCAGCAGAACCUGGAGGCCGCACAGGAGGCGUUGGCGGACGCCCAGCUGGCGGUGGACAAGGCCGCGGAGGCCGAGGAGGCCGCAGCCAAGGCCCACGCCCAGGCGCAGGACCUGCUCGAGCGCGCCAGGAGGGUGGAGCAGGCGGGCCUCCCGCCUGAGGCACAGCUCGACCAGCGCGCGCAGGACGUCGACAGGCUGGCCCAAGCCACCCUCGGAGCGAGGUACGCCGCCGAGCUCAAGGACCAUUUCGAGGGCGAGGAGGCCGUCCAGGUUACCCAGGCCAUCGAGCUCUUCUCAAAGCUCGCCGCCGCGAGCAAGGCCCGCAUCGAGGCGGCCAAGCGGGCGGCGGAGGCCCCACCCUCUGGGGCGCCUGCUGCUGCUGCUCCUGCUGGGCGCCCUCCCGACAGCGAGGGCGGGUCACCAGCAGCCGCGGGAGGGGACGCAAUGCAGGAGGAGGGCGACGACUUCGACGCCAGAGUGGAGGCCCUCGAUGGGGCCAAACGAGCCGAGGUCGAGCGCUUCCUCGAGUCGCACGGCUGCUCCUUGCCCAAGCGCCUGCGCCUCCCAGCGGGCUCCGCUGCAGGCAAAGGCGCGGCCGAGGCAGCAGAGAAGAGCGAGGACCAGGAAGAGGCGCAGGGCGACAUCCUCUUCGUGCAGGAGACGGGCGUGGCGCCAGGCUUGCUUUCGGAGCUGGCGGACGCCAUCGCGGCGAUCGUACCCGGCGGCGCCGCAGGCAGCCAGGGCCCGUCAGAGGAUGGCCCCGAGCCUGCCAGGGAGGCCGACGACGCCGCCCCAGGAGGGGCUCCCGAGAACGUCGGGGCCGCCGUGCUGGACGAGCCCUUCGACCAGGGAGCGUCGGCCGAGGCGUUGCGAGGAGUUCGCGCGUGCUACGACGAGGACUGGACAGCGGUCGUCCACUCCUUGAAGGGCGACGUGCUGGACUUGCCCCCGUGCGCCGCCACGGAGAGCGAGACUGAGCCUGCAGGGCAGGUCAGCGGCGCAGGCCAGAGGCACUCGGACGAGGAGGCGGUUGAGUGCGUGGCCAAGGUCGAGCGGCUAGACCCUGCUGCGGGGCUCGAGGUCGGCCAGGGGGGAGACGACGCGAGGCGCCCAGCGGCUGGCGGAGAUCGGUCUCGGCAUGAGGGCGCUGGGGCGAGGCAGUCACAGCAGUUGAGGUCUGGCGAGGCCCCGCGGGCCACGGGCAGCCGGCCUCGGACUCUGGGCGAGCUCUACGCCAGCUUCGCGGCGCUGCUGGAGGAGGACUUGGGCGGCCUCUUCGACAUGGAGCAGGAGGACCUGACGAAGUGCGCGGGCCGCGGCGAGUCCGCCCGCUUCCAGGAGGGCACCAUCAGCGCCAGCAGGCCCGGAGGUCCCGCGGCCCCGCAGGACGAGCCCGAGCCGCGGGUCGCGCAGGCCACUCCAGGCGAGCGGGUGAGAAUGCCCCCGUUCAGCGGCAUGGAGUAUCUGUUCCUCCCGGCCGCGUGGAAGUCUGCCAGCGACGAGCGCUACCCGGUGGUCGUCUUCCUGCACGGCAUGGGUGACGGCAAGUUCAGCGUCAUGAACUCCCAGAGCCUGCCGCGGCUUCUCUCGAACAACCAGAGCACGGCCUUCGACCCGCGGCCCUGCUGGUGCCUGGAGGCUCGAUACUGGCAGGCCAGCGCGGCGCGCGAGGCCGCCCCGGCGGACCCGGCGCCGUUCUUGGAGGAGGAGGAGCAGCUGCAGAGCCCGAUGGCGGACUGCAACUUCGCGAGCGAGUUCCAGGCUAUCGUCGUGAUGCCCCAGGGCUGGUUGCCAGGGGGCGACAUAGGCUGGACCGAGGACAAGCUCAGCCAGGUCAGCGCGUUAUUUUGCCUCGGCGUCGUAUCGUUGUUUUCCUUGGACGUCGUCCAUCAGGGAGCCUCAAGUAUCACAUGA
Messenger RNA from Prorocentrum cordatum, 3336 nucleotides. The record is from the annotation of a GenBank genome assembly. NCBI's taxonomy places the organism in Eukaryota, Dinophyceae, Prorocentrales, Prorocentraceae.